AGUUUCGUUAUCAAGCUGGGAAAAGGGAUUUUAUGGAAAUGUCUGCUUGUCAGUAACCUCACAGUUUCCAGUGACUCUCUCAUUAUCGCAGUCAAGUGUUUACAGUGUCUUCAUUAGCAGCCAGCUCUCCAAUGAUAACAAAGCUGAAAAGAAGGAACCAAUGAUGGUGAUAAGCAUGGCCAAGCUGCUAUUUUGGUUGACACAAGUCCCCCUGUUUACUCUGGGAGCAUGGGAGCGGACAUCACGACUGUGGUCCUUGCAUUGGGGAUCUCCAUUUUCAAACCUUGCCAUCGGAAAGUCUGUUUUCAAGACGGGAAGAAGGUAAAGUUUGUGCCAGCUCAGUGACUUAGAGAGAAUCUAAUUUCAAAAUGCAGAGCUCCAGAUCAUUCCUGUUCCAGGUGUGUUUGAGUCUGGUGGUUUCCAUUGGCUCCUGCACCUGUAAACCUCUCAAUAAUGACAUCCAGAGUGAGGACUCUGAGGGACUCUACACUCAGCUGUCAGAGGAGGACCUUCUGGAGGAGGAAGACACCGACUCCAGGAUGGAGGACCUUCUGGGGACCAUGAAGGAGGGCUUUCUGAGGAAACUCAACCUGUCGGAUGUUCCCCAGGAGCACAGCAAGAUCUACCCUCCUCAGUUUAUGAUGGAGCUUUAUGACAAGUACGCCUCAGACAGCUCAGCAAUCCCUCAGUCUGAUGUCAUACGAAGCUUCACUGUCCAAGACAUCACUCAUUCUGUGACAAAUGGCACAAAGUCAAAGCACAGACUACAAUUCAAUGUCAGCAUCCCCAACCAUGAAAAGAUCACUACUGCCGAACUACAGCUCUUCUUCCUCCCAGAUCCCAAUUUAGGAUUCACCUCCCACAGUUUCAAGACCACUGUCAAAGUCUAUGAAGUGGAUUACAACAAUUUCACAUCCACCACCCAGCUACUGCUUGGCAAAGAAGUGACAGGCUCGCAGAGCAUGUGGGAGACAUUGGAUGUGACUACAGCUAUUCAGAGCUGGAUCAGAUCGGGCUAUGAAGCAACUGUUUUUGAUAUAGUGGUGGAUAGGAAGGACUGUGAGGCUUCUAAAGGUGGAGGAGAAAGACCAGGCUGUUUAAAUAUGAGCGUGACUGUGGGAGAUAACACUUCAGCAGCUUUGAUAGUCUUCUCAGAUGACCUGGGUAGUAGGAGGAGGGAGGCAAAAAAAGAACUAAGAGAGAUGAUCCUCCAUGAAGAAGAAACAAUCUUACACUCAGGCGCUGAUUGGAAUAGACGGGAACAGUUUCCAAACGAGAUCCCGGAGGCUCAGCAUCCACGGAGAAAGAAAAGAAAGGCAGAGAGGGAAUACUGCCGACGGACCUCUCUCAAAGUCAACUUUAAAGACAUCGGCUGGGACAGCUGGAUUGUGGCACCCCCAGAAUACGACGCCUUCGAAUGUCGAGGCAUGUGUUACCACCCACUGACAGACGAAUCAACCCCGUCAAAACACGCCCUCAUCCAGACGCUGAUCAACAUCAGGGACCCCAAGAGGGCCAAUAUGGCAUGCUGCGUUCCCAUCAAACUGGACCCCAUCACAGUCAUGUAUCAGGAGAAUGGACGCCUCACUAUAAGAUACCUUUAUGAAGAGAUGAAGGUAGCAGAGUGUGGCUGCAGGUAGUCAGAGAGAAUUGGUUUGCUCUGGUGGUAGCACAAGUGAUUAUGGUUCUGAUGCUGCAUUUCAUUCAAGUCAGUCAGAGUUUAUGCCCUCUGUUGGUCCAGUAGCCCAGGUUUAAGAAGAAACAUCGGUGCUUCCAAUUAUCUACCAAAAGUGGCUACCUGGGUAGCCACUACCUACCUAUUCCUCCACCUGCAGCUCUGUGAGGCUGUACUUUGGCAGAACAGUGCUUUAAGCUAAA
Messenger RNA from Scatophagus argus, 1878 nucleotides. It is a transcript of the gene gdf2, whose product is annotated as growth differentiation factor 2. Gene Ontology annotation, biological process: BMP signaling pathway; SMAD protein signal transduction. The transcript has 2 exons. The coding region runs from base 369 to 1640 and encodes 423 amino acids. Lineage: Eukaryota; Metazoa; Chordata; Actinopteri; Scatophagidae. Gene Ontology annotation, cellular component: extracellular region. The record is from RefSeq and is a predicted model, not a curated record. Gene Ontology annotation, molecular function: cytokine activity; growth factor activity.